This is a messenger RNA of Lactuca sativa (garden lettuce), 402 nucleotides long. The record is from RefSeq and is a predicted model, not a curated record. NCBI's taxonomy places the organism in Eukaryota, Viridiplantae, Streptophyta, Magnoliopsida, Asterales, Asteraceae.
AUGGCCUUUGCCAAGGAAAUAAUUUCUCGUGCUAACAUGUCCUCUUGCAACCCAUGCAACACUCCUAGUGACACUAAAUCUAAGCUCUCACCUGAUGGUUCUCCAGUUUCCGAUCCCACCCUUUAUCGAAGCCUUGUUGGGGCUCUACAAUAUCUAACAUUCACUCAACCAGAUAUUUCUUAUGCUUUUCAACAGGGUACUCUCUCAUUUGGCCUUUCUAUCUGGCCAUCUUCUAUUGAUUGCUUGGUCUCCUACUUUGAUGCUGAUUGGGCGGGUUGUCCCAAAAGUCGCCGGUCCACUUCUGGGUUUUGUGUUUAUCUUGGCGAUAAUCUCAUGUCAUGGUCUUCCAAACGUCAGCAUGUUGUCUCUCGCUCCUCUGCUGAAGCAGAGUAUCGGGGGUAG